UCUUACUUCCGGUUUAUUACUGCGACGGUCAGAAGGCGACUCGUCGAAGUCAACUGCGACAUCACAAUGUCUUCGCCACUCUUAGUUAUUCAUUCCUUUCCACGACAAACUUUUGUGAUCUCUUCUCAUUUGCACAAGAUAUCUGACGUGAAAGAUGUGUUACUUUCAAAGUUAUUUCAAGAGACGGGUUUCUAUGUGACAUGUAACGGUCGCAUCUCGCAGGAUCAGGAGGAUGUGACUGAAGGCCAAGUUUAUCACUGUGUCCCACGACUGCUGGCAGGGAAGGGAGGUUUUGGGUCUAUGCUGCGAGCAAUCGGAGCUCAGAUUGAAAAGACAACGAGCAGAGAAGCAUGUCGGGAUCUGAGUGGGCGUCGGAUGAGAGACGUCAACAAUGAGAAGAAACUGAAGGACUGGCUCGGCAAGCAGGCAGAUCGGGAGCGAGAGAAGGAAGAGAAGCGUCAGGAGAGGUUGGCACGGAAGAGAGCGCGGCCACAGCACAACUUUGACGACCCAAAAUAUGUGGCACAGCGCAGCAAAGUUGCUGAUGACCUGGACGAUGCAUUACAGACAGCUCUCGACCAGGACAAGACGGGGCCAGUUGCUACGGUCACCAGCGCAGAUGUAAGAAGGAAGCGGAGAGCAGCAAGUCAGACGCUUGGCAAGGCAAAGAGACGAGGAUGGCUCGGUGUAGACCCAGAUGACCUGUCCAGUGAGAGCUCGGACGACGACAGCCAGUCCUCCAGUGAGGGUGGAGCUAGGGCGGAAGUGUCAUCCGAUGACCACACACCUAAUGAUGACACACCUGGCAACAACAGUCCUGGAACAGUUGUGUCGACACAUGAUGCGUGUUCACCCAGUACCGCCAGUCACAGUAGAUCAGGUGCAGACAGCAAGGACGGCCUUGAGUCAAAUGAGACCAUCUCUACCUCCAAGCAGGAAGGCCAAGAGAUGGAUCAAAGGGAGGUAACUGCAGCAAGCAGUACCCUCUUGUCUUCUCUGCCUCCUCCUGUGAGCUCAACAGACAAACUUGUAGAUGUUGACCUGUCCGAGUUCUCGUCUGCCCGGGAGCUGGAGGACAUUGGGCUGGAUCGCCUCAAGUUUGCCCUGACCCAGCGGGGGCUGAAGUGUGGCGGGACAGUGCAGCAGAGGGCCGAGAGGUUGUUCUCUGUGAAGGGGCUGACCCACGACCAGAUUGACCCCUCCCUCUUCCCCAAGCCACAGAAUGGGAAAGGCAGGAAGAAAUGAACAGUAAUGGGGUUAGGUGGACUGUGGCACAACAGUGUGUGUGGGGGGUUAGGUGGACUGUAGCACAACAGUGUGUGUGUGUGUGUGGGGGGGGGGGGGGGGGUAGGUGGACUGGGCACAACAGUGUGUGUGGGGUUAGGUGGACUGUCACAACAGUGUGGGCAGGGUUAGAUGGACUGUAGCACAACAGUGUGGGAGGGGAUAUGUUGACUGAACCUCAACAGUGUGGGCAGGGUUAGGUGGACUGUAGCACAACUGUGGGUUGGGAUAUGUGGACCGAAGCACAACAGUGUGGGCAGGGUUAGGUGGACUGGCACAACAGUGUGUGUGGGGAUAGGUGGACUGUAGCACAACAGUGUGGGUUGGGAUAUGUGGACUGAAGCACAACAGUGUGUGUGGGGUUAGGUGGACUGGCACAACAGUGUGUGGGGGGAUAGGUGGACUGUGGCACAACAGUGUGUGGGGGGAUAGGUGGACUGAAGCACAACAGUGUGUGGGGGGAUAGGUGGACUGAAGCACAACCGUGUGUUGGGGAUAGGUGGACUGAAGCACAACAGUAUGUGGGGGGAUAGGUGGACUGAAGCACAACAGUGUGUGGGGGGGAUAGGUGGACUGAAGCACAACAGUGUGUGGGGGGAUAGGUGGACUGAAGCACAACAGUGUGUGGGGGGAUAGGUGGACUGAAGCACAACAGUGUGUGGGGGGGAUAGGUGGACUGAAGCACAACAGUGUGUGGGGGGAUAGGUGGACUGAAGCACAACAGUGUGUGGGGGGGAUAGGUGGACUGAAGCACAACAGUGUGUGGGGGGGAUAGGUGGACUGAAGCACAACAGUGUCUGUGAACGGAAGUGUAUGGAGGAAACUUUCAAAUUUAUUUUCUUGAGUAUUUUAUUUCAGUUGUAUACAAAAUAUUGUCAUGUGUUGGUAUGUAAAUAAAGUUUAGAUCUCUGA
Haliotis rufescens (red abalone) is the source of this 2196-nucleotide messenger RNA. Its product is annotated as replication stress response regulator SDE2-like. The transcript is spliced from 7 exons. The coding region runs from base 67 to 1245 and encodes 392 amino acids. The record is from RefSeq and is a predicted model, not a curated record. Gene Ontology annotation, cellular component: nucleus. Lineage: Eukaryota; Metazoa; Mollusca; Gastropoda; Lepetellida; Haliotidae.